Molecule: messenger RNA, 651 nt
Organism: Epinephelus lanceolatus (giant grouper)
Lineage: Eukaryota; Metazoa; Chordata; Actinopteri; Perciformes; Serranidae
Source: RefSeq, a predicted model, not a curated record
GUGGUCCAAGCCUUCACCACACACAUGUUCGGGACCGCUGCUCACACUGUGCUCAUGAUCAUGGCGUUUGACAGAUACGUGGCCAUCUGUAACCCCCUGCGCUACGCCGCCAUAAUGACCAACAGGAUGGUGAUGAAGCUGACGGUGUCUGCCUGGGGAGUGGCUUUGGUUUUGGUGGGGAUUCUGCUGGGUCUGACCGUACGGCUGAACCGAUGCAGGACUCUGAUCACAAACCCUUACUGUGACAACGCCUCUUUAUUCAAACUCUCCUGUGAGAGCGUGUUCAUCAAUAACGUCUACGGCAUCACCUUCACUGUCGUCCUGCUCUCGUCCUCCAUCGGCACCAUGGUUCUCACCUACACUAAGAUCACAGUCGUCUGUCUGAUGAGUAAGAACAAGUCUCUGAACAGUAAAGCUUUAAAGACCUGCAGCACUCAUCUGGUGGUGUAUCUCAUCAUGCUGAUCAGUGGGUAUAUUGUCAUCAUCCUGCACCGCUUCCCUCAGUACUCAGACUACAGAAAACUUUCUGCCAUUUUGUUCCACAUCAUCCCCGGAAGCCUCAACCCCAUCAUCUACGGUGUGCAGUCUGCAGAAAUCUGCAAAUCCCUGUCCAGGUUAUUCCGAUCCAAACCGGUCAACCCGUUAUUCUGA